AAAGAAAUCUUUUUUUAAAAAAUAAAUAAAAAUCUAAAAAUGAAAACCAUUUUUUUCCCAUUCCGUUGUCUAUAUAAAGCACAUUAUCCCACGCAUUUAAUUUGCCUCACUUGCAAAGCUCUUCUUCUUCUUCCUUUAUCACUCUCUCCAUUUUAAUAAAUUUUCUAAUUCAUGGCAUCCGCCAUGACAUGCUCAGCUGCCGACCUCCUCCCUCAUCUCGGCAGCUCAGCUAAUGCCACAGCGGCAGCAGAAUUCAUCUGCGGCCACUUCACGGCAGUGUCAGAGUACCUCUCAAACACCACCUACGCAGUGGACAGCACUUAUCUCCUCUUUUCAGCUUACCUCGUUUUCGCCAUGCAGUUGGGAUUUGCCAUGUUGUGCGCGGGCUCUGUCCGCGCCAAGAACACCAUGAAUAUAAUGCUUACGAAUGUGCUUGAUGCCGCUGCUGGUGGCUUGUCUUAUUACCUAUUUGGUUUUGCCUUUGCCUUUGGAGCUCCUUCCAAUGGUUUCAUUGGCAAACAUUUCUUUGGAUUGAAGGAGUUUCCUUCACAAUCUUUUGACUAUAGCUACUUUCUUUAUCAAUGGGCCUUCGCCAUAGCUGCUGCAGGUAUCACGAGUGGGUCCAUAGCGGAAAGGACACAAUUUGUGGCGUACCUCAUUUAUUCAUCUUUUUUGACCGGUUUUGUGUACCCAAUCGUUUCACACUGGUUCUGGUCCGGUGAUGGUUGGGCCAGUGCAUCAAAAACCGACGGAAACUUAUUAUUCGGUUCAGGCGUUAUUGACUUUGCCGGUUCAGGUGUUGUUCAUAUGGUUGGUGGCAUUGCCGGUCUAUGGGGUGCUUUUAUUGAAGGACCCAGAAUCGGCCGGUUCGAUCGGACUGGCCGGUCUGUUGCUUUAAGAGGUCAUAGUGCUUCACUAGUUGUAUUGGGUACUUUCUUGCUUUGGUUCGGUUGGUACGGUUUUAACCCCGGUUCAUUUUUAACCAUACUUAAAUCAUAUGAUCAUAGUACAAGGGGUUCUUAUUAUGGUCAGUGGAGUGCGAUCGGUAGGACAGCUGUCACAACCACAUUGGCUGGUUGUACAGCUGCACUGACAACGUUAUUUGGUAAGAGACUUUUAGUGGGACAUUGGAAUGUGGUUGAUGUUUGUAACGGUUUAUUAGGGGGAUUUGCAGCAGUUACUUCAGGUUGUGCAGUUGUUGAGCCAUGGGCAGCUAUUGUUUGUGGAUUUGUAGCAGCUUGGGUCUUAAUUGGUUUUAAUAAAUUGGCAGCCAAAUUAAAAUACGACGAUCCGCUAGAAGCAGCACAACUUCAUGGUGGUUGUGGUUCAUGGGGCAUAAUAUUCACUGGAUUAUUCGCGAAAAAAGAGUAUGUUAAUGAAGUAUAUCCAGGAUUUCCUAAUAGACCAUAUGGAUUGUUUAUGGGAGGUGGUGGGAAAUUAUUAGGUGCACAAAUAAUACAGCUUGUUGUGAUUAUUGGAUGGGUGAGUGUGACAAUGGGACCAUUGUUUUAUUUGUUACAUAAGUUUAAGUUGUUGAGAAUAUCGCGCGAAGAUGAAACAGCAGGGAUGGAUUUAACAAGACAUGGAGGAUUUGCGUAUAUAUAUCAUGAUGAAGAUGAAGGUUCUUCUAUGCCUGGAUUCAAGAUGACAAGAAUUGAACCAACUAAUACUCCUACACCUGAUCAUCAUCACAAUAGAUCUGUCAAUGUGGUUGUGUAACAAACAAACAAAUAAAUAAAAUCUUACUAGUGUUCAAUUAUAGGAUGGUCGCUCCAUAAUUAAGUAAAGGUCAAAUCUCAAAGUGCUUUAAUAAUGGCAUAUUAUUGACUUCUUGACAGGCUAUAUAUAUGUUACAAAAAUUCCCAAAUAGUUUUGAC
Messenger RNA from Solanum dulcamara, 1877 nucleotides. Its product is annotated as ammonium transporter 1 member 2. Gene Ontology annotation, biological process: ammonium transmembrane transport; ammonium homeostasis. Gene Ontology annotation, cellular component: membrane. The transcript is spliced from 2 exons. Lineage: Eukaryota; Viridiplantae; Streptophyta; Magnoliopsida; Solanales; Solanaceae. Bases 172 to 1719 code for a protein of 515 amino acids. The record is from RefSeq and is a predicted model, not a curated record. Gene Ontology annotation, molecular function: ammonium channel activity.